UGCAGAGAAGCAACUGAUCCGAGAACAGAGAAGAAAAACCCAGCGUCGACCUCUGCUGCUGUGAGAGAAACACCCGUGGUCCCGACUCCCACCUGUUGCCUCCAAAGUCUUCUCAAAGUGGCCGUGAUGCUGAAGCCGUGGACCGUGCUGGUGGCCGUAGCGCUGUGUGUGCUGGUGUGUCUGGGAACGCUCGCAGACGCCUACCCCCCCAAACCCGAGAACCCCGGGGAGGACGCCCCCCCCGAAGAGCUGGCCAAGUACUACACCGCCCUGAGACACUACAUCAAUCUGAUCACCAGGCAGAGGUAUGGAAAGCGUUCGACCCAGGAGGAUGUGGUUGCAGAGCUGCUGUUUGGUGGCGACAGUACCAGAGACCAGAGAUCAAGAUACGAUGACUCCUACAUGUGGUGACUCCGCCACCCCUCUCCCACCUCGUCAUCGGGCAUUCCCUCUGGGUGCGUCCCACAAUGCACCUGGAGGGGCCGACAUGUGCCUCUCACCUCCCGACCUCUGAACCCGACCCCAGCCGAACGCAAGCUCUCUCUGUCUCUCUUGUAGCUGUCUCUCAUCUCUCGCAU
Messenger RNA from Perca flavescens (yellow perch), 578 nucleotides. It is a transcript of the gene pyya, whose product is annotated as peptide YYa. The record is from RefSeq and is a predicted model, not a curated record. Gene Ontology annotation, cellular component: extracellular region. Lineage: Eukaryota; Metazoa; Chordata; Actinopteri; Perciformes; Percidae. The coding region runs from base 127 to 411 and encodes 94 amino acids. Gene Ontology annotation, biological process: feeding behavior; neuropeptide signaling pathway. Gene Ontology annotation, molecular function: neuropeptide Y receptor binding; neuropeptide hormone activity. The transcript has 4 exons.